Molecule: messenger RNA, 2490 nt
Organism: Phytophthora sojae
Lineage: Eukaryota; Oomycota; Peronosporomycetes; Peronosporales; Peronosporaceae
Exons: 7
Coding region: 1-2490 (829 amino acids)
Source: RefSeq, a predicted model, not a curated record
AUGGGCGAUGCUGCGUGCGACACCGUGCCUUCUACGCCACCAUCCGCUGCGGUCGACUUGAUGUCAAGCCCGCCACCGGCAACUACUUCGCGCCGCUCCGUUGAUGCUUCCCCAGCGGCGACACUGGACGAUGGAGCUUCGCUUCAUGUGAAAGUUGAGAACCUCCAUGCUUCAUCUGCAUCAGAAGACCCGUCGUCGGUUCCUGCGUCGUCGGGUGCUGGAUCUGGGACGUCGGUGGGACGACCGCUGACUCUCGCUGACUUGGAGCGCGUUCUCGAGCUGCGCGACAAUCGGAUGGAGUUCACGAUGGCCGAGCGAGAGACCAAGAUGUGCAAGUUGCUUGCGUACUUGUUCGCCAAGCCACCGGUGGAUCCAUCGCCUGAGCUGAAUCGUCGACUCCAGAACGCGUCGUCAAUCGACGAGUUGCUACCAGCGCUUGAAGACCAGGUCGACGAUGGACCUCGCCCUGCUGCAGUCGCUGGCGAGAAAGCUGCGGAAGCCUUUGCUGAACGCACGCGCGCAGACCUCCUGCAGCACAACCUCUGUGAAGCAGCCAAGGAGAUCGCCGCCCUCCGCGAGGCAGCUGCGACAUCCGAUGCGCUGGCUCGCUCACUCAAGGAGGAGGUGCUCAGCAUGCAGCUGCUGGACACUGAGCGGAUGAGCUUCCUCGCCGAGAAGCAGCUUCUGGAAGCCACAAUCCGAGACAAGGAUCAGCUUAUUGCUGCCCAAGUCAACGAUUAUAGGCGGAACACUGGGAAUCGUCAGCUGCUCAUCGGCCGUUGCUAUGAGCUCUCCACUCAGUUGGCUCAGUUGUCGGACGCCAUCCUGAUGGGAGAUGGGUCUGCGAACCAGUGGCUCAAGCGUCAGCUCGCUGACAAGGACCACACGAUCCGGACCUUGACUCGCUGCAAGAAAUUCACAUCCUUGCUGGAGGCAUUUCGUGACGCCAGCAACUUGCUUCGUCAAGCUGGCUUGGGUGUGUUCGGUGAGGUGGAGCAGCACGUGCAGACUCCGUCUCCGACACCGACUGCCCCGCUACCAAGCCAUCCUCGCCGUCGUUCCCGUGACCCAGACGACGAGUCAGCACAGUCAACCGAGGCUCCAGCUUCCAGCAGUUCGCCGACUUCGCCCAAGAAACCAAAGAAGAGACGGAUGGCUCGUUGGGCUCGCAUCCAGGAGGCUCGGCAAGCGGAGUUGGCGAGGCAGGGCUCUGCACCUGCUCCCAAGAAGCAGCGCUCGUCGAACAAGAAGAGACGGUCACCGAGUCCCGCGAGCGAGGGUUCGCUGACUGAGGAGAAAGCUCCAGUGCCUGCUGCUGCUGAGCAUUCUACUGGGCUGGUCGACUCCACCCCUUCGCCUUCUUCCCGGUACCCUCAGCGAGCGGCCAAGUUGAACGCCGCGGUUAUCCAGCGGGAGGUUCUUGCUCAGGAAUCUGACAACGACUCGGUGGUGCUCGGCGAAGCACCCGUCGUACUGUCUGUCGAUGACGCUCCUGCGGGUACUCCAUCUACUCCUGUUGGUUCGUCGAUGCCUUCUACUGAGGAAGCUGUCACCUCUGGAGUUACCGAAGAGGUGGGCGAGACAUUGGAGGGUCCAGUUGCUGUUGAGAGUUCACCUGGCGGCUUUACGUCUCGCGUUCCAGCCAAAUCUCCUGCUCCUUCGUCGGCGUCUGAGGCUCCUACCGAGGAGUUGUAUUCUUCAGCGCCCGUCACUCCUGUGGUCGGCGAGGCUUCUCCGGCGACGCAAGUCGAGGCAGCUUCUACUCUAGCAUCGCUGAGCUCUGAGGCUCCACCCGCACUUACAACGAGCUCUGUCAUGAUCCGGGUCCUGCAUCCUGGUAAGCAUCCUGCUUGGAGUCCGGGGAGUCCGGACGAAGACGACGACGCUGGAGAUAGCGACAGCGAUCACGAUGUUGGUUCGGCGGGAGGUAGCCCUGCUACAACUUCUCCCAACUUGUCGGGCCAGCCAGUCGCACCUCCGGGCAAGCCUGUCGUUGGCUCUGAAUCCAAUGAUGGCGGCCAUCAGCAAGCUUCACCUGCCGAUCAUGGGGAUGAAGACUCAAGCUUCGCUGAGCCGGCGCUAACGAGCACGAAGGACUCCACCGGCAAGGCUCCUGUCAAGCCUGCAGGACCGUCCAAGAAGGUUCCGGUCAAGGCUGCUUCCGCUCCAGCGAGCAAGAAGAAAAAGGCUCGGCGAAGGGUCAAGCUCGAGGGUGGACCUCCUCCUCUCUUGGUGGAUGUGAAAACCCUCGUGCAGCGUGCGUCGAACGAGACCAGUCGGGACUCUCGCGAGUCGAAGUACAUGAAGCGGCUCCGGUCUCUUCCGUUCUUCCACAAGGCUUCGCGUCGCUGCUGGGAGAAGAUAUUGGCGUCGUGCGUGCCGAUUGCGGUCACUGAGAAGACAGCUGACGGCGUUCGAAUCCAGCCUACGCCUAUCAGCUUGGCUGGCCUUCACGCUUUCGCUAAGGUCGACGACCCCAACCACCCUUAG